ACAAACAUAUUGCUCAGCUUCCGGUUUGGCGGUCGCCAUCUUUCUUCAGCGCCUAGUGAAGGAGGACAACAAUUUCAACGGCUUUGGGAGUGGAAGGCGACAGCCCCAAGUCUAGCUGGUCAAGCCAGCAGGGAGCAGUAGGGAGACGGCGGCAGCGUGUGACUGACCUUGGCUCGUUGAGGUGUCCACCACAGCGGAAGAAUCAGAAAACGGCAUCUGAUGUCUAGCUCACUCUCAUCUAAGAAACGCCGUGUUUCUGGGCCUGAUUCAACACUAGAGUCUCACUGUUUCCCUACCUACCCUGUGACGUUGGAAGUGCCCUCAGAACCAACCAACGGAAUGCAGAAAAGUAUUGAAACAGACAUAGAUGAAGGUCUUUACUCCCGCCAGCUGUAUGUGCUGGGUCAUGAAGCAAUGAAGCGUCUUCAGACAUCCAGUGUGCUAGUGUCAGGCCUGCAGGGCCUGGGUGUUGAGAUCGCCAAGAACAUCAUCCUUGGUGGGGUGAAAGCUGUUACCCUGCAUGACCAGGGCACUGCCCAGUGGGCUGAUCUCUCUUCUCAGUACUACCUACGGGAAGAAGAUAUUGGUAAAAACCGAGCUGAAGUAUCCCAACCCCGCCUUGCUGAACUCAACAGCUACGUGCCUGUCAGCACCUAUACAGGACCGCUGUUUGUUGAGGACUUCCUUAGAGAUUUCCAGGUAGUGGUCCUUACUAACACUCCCUUGGAGGAUCAGCUGCAGGUGGGUGAGUUCUGCCACAACCAUGGCAUCAAGCUUGUGGUAGCAGACACACGUGGCCUGUUUGGGCAGCUGUUCUGUGACUUUGGAAAGGAAAUGAUUGUUAGGGAUUCUAAUGGGGAGCAGCCACUCAGUGCUAUGGUUUCUAUGGUCACGAAGGACAACCCUGGGAUUGUUACAUGCCUGGAUGAGACCCGACAUGGAUUUGAGAGUGGAGACUUUGUCUCCUUCACGGAAGUUCAGGGCAUGAGUGAACUGAAUGGCAUUCAUCCUGUUGAGAUCAAAGUUCUGGGGCCUUACACCUGCAGCAUAUGUGAUACCUCCAGCUUCUCUGAGUAUAUUCGUGGAGGCAUUGUCAGUCAGGUCAAAGUACCUAAGAAGAUUAGUUUUAAAUCCUUAGUAGCGUCAUUGGCAGAGCCAGAUUUUGUGAUAAUGGACUUUGCCAAGUAUUCUCACCCUGCUCAGCUGCACAUUGGCUUCCAGGCCCUGCAUCGGUUUUGUUCUCAAUACAAUCGAUCUCCUCGACCACAUAAUGAGGAAGAUGCAGCAGAACUGGUGAUCUUAGCACAGACUGUGAAUUCUGAAGCCUUGCCCCCAGGACAGCAGGGCAUCCUGGAUGAAGACCUCAUUCGCAAGUUGGCAUAUGUAGCUGCUGGGAAUCUGGCACCUAUAAAUGCCUUCAUUGGGGGCCUGGCCGCCCAGGAGGUCAUGAAGGCCUGCUCUGGCAAGUUUAUGCCUAUCAUGCAGUGGUUGUACUUUGAUGCUUUAGAAUGCCUUCCUGAAAACAAAGAAGCCUUCAUGGAAGACAAAUGUCUCCCGGUAUGUGGGUCCUCUGUGACGACUUCAUUGUGAGCAUCUCUAAAGCCACUCUUCCUUAACCUUC
Oryctolagus cuniculus (rabbit) is the source of this 1621-nucleotide messenger RNA. NCBI's taxonomy places the organism in Eukaryota, Metazoa, Chordata, Mammalia, Lagomorpha, Leporidae. The record is from RefSeq and is a predicted model, not a curated record.